Molecule: messenger RNA, 1306 nt
Organism: Neurospora hispaniola
Lineage: Eukaryota; Fungi; Ascomycota; Sordariomycetes; Sordariales; Sordariaceae
Product: glycosyl hydrolase family 61-domain-containing protein
Exons: 3
Coding region: 1-972 (323 amino acids)
Biological process (GO): carbohydrate metabolic process
Cellular component (GO): extracellular region
Molecular function (GO): cellulose binding
Source: RefSeq, a predicted model, not a curated record
AUGAAGGUCCUCUCCCUCCUCGUCGCCGCCUCCGCGGCCUCAGCCCACACCAUCUUCGUCCAGCUCGAAGCCGGCGGCACCACCUACCCGGUCUCCUACGGAAUCCGGACCCCGUCCUACGAUGGUCCCAUCACCGACGUGACCUCCAACGACCUUGCCUGCAACGGCGGCCCCAACCCCACCACUCCCUCUGACAAGAUCAUCACCGUCAACGCCGGCAGCACCGUCAAGGCCAUCUGGAGACACACUCUCACUUCCGGCGCCGACGAUGUCAUGGACGCCAGCCACAAGGGUCCUACCCUUGCCUACCUCAAGAAGGUUGACGACGCCUUGACUGACACUGGUAUCGGCGGUGGAUGGUUCAAGAUUCAAGAAGACGGCUACAACAACGGCCAAUGGGGUACCAGCACCGUCAUCACCAACGGUGGUUUCCAGUACAUCGACAUCCCCGCCUGCAUCCCCUCAGGCCAAUACCUCCUCCGCGCCGAGAUGAUCGCCCUGCACGCCGCCUCUUCCACCGCCGGCGCCCAACUCUACAUGGAAUGCGCCCAAAUCAACAUCGUCGGCGGCACCGGCACCGCUCUCCCCUCCACCACCUACUCGAUCCCCGGCAUCUACAAGGCGACUGACCCCGGUCUGUUGGUCAACAUCUACUCCAUGAGCCCAAGCAGCACUUAUACCAUUCCUGGCCCGGCCAAGUUUACUUGCUCUGCAAACGGUGGUGGCGGUGGUGGUGGUUCUACUACUGCUAAGCCAGCUAGCAGCACCACCACCAGCAAGGCGGUGAUCACCAGCACGAGUACAACGUUGAAGACGAGCGUCGUUGCUCCUCAGCCUACUGGUGGUGGUGGUGGUGGUUGCACGGCUGCGCAGUGGGCGCAGUGCGGUGGGAUGGGAUUCUCGGGGUGCACUACUUGUGCGAGCCCGUAUACUUGCAAGAAGCAGAAUGAUUAUUAUUCGCAGUGCUCGUAAGGGGAAAUCUUGGGCAUGAUGGUGAGUGAGGAUGAGGUCGGUUGAGGUGAGAGGGGAUGGAUGGGAAGUGAGGGGUUGGUUGGUGGACUAUUUCUGAUGUACAUGAUUUUUUGUUUUUUGUUUUUGAGGAUGUGACUGAUCUGAUCAAGUUACGUACAUGUACAUAAGUAUAUAUGAAGAAAAAUGUCUGCAUAUAUUUACACAUGUCCGUAGCUGAUUGAUGAGUGGGAGCUUACUAUGGGACUGUAUGCACCAUGAAGGACAGGGAGCCUGAGUAUGAACAACUGAGACCUCAGGGUAUUCACGGCACGGAAAUGGAUGUUGAGGUUGUUAU